UCUUUCUCACGUGGUGAAAAUGGCCGCGAAUGAGGAGAAACAGCAGGGCCACAGACCCGGCGUGUAUAAACAGAAAAAUAAAGGACACAAACAUGGCAAGCACCGGACGAAAGGAGAAAUUGAAAGAGAAAACAAAGGGAGAGUGUCAGUGACGGCCCUUACCAAAAAACAGAGGAAGGAGCAAAAGAAGAUGGACAGAAGGCACAAAGCUAACCAGCUACGCAGAAACAAGAAAGACAUGGUCUUGACAGAAAAGCGACGACUUGGCAGCAGGGACGGUCCACCUCAUUUGGUUGCUGUGGUGUCUGUACAUGCGGGAGUCGAUGCUGGCGCCAUUACCAAGCUGCUACGUGGAGAAGCCGCUGGGGGCGUCGUACAUCAAGAGCGCUGCGUCAGUGGUGUCAGUGACAGCUUUGGGCUGAUUCUGCCACGUUUUAAACAAAGGUUCACCUUUCUAAACCAAAGCACAGCUGACAUGCACUCCCUGCUGGAUGUGGCGAAGAUUGCAGAUAGCCUUGUAUUCGUAUUGGACUCUACUGAAGGUUGGGACAGCUACGGAGAAUACUGCCUCUCCUGCCUCUUUGCCCAGGGCCUCCCCAGCCAUGCACUGGUGUGUCAGGGUGUGUCUGAUCUUCCCGUGAAGAAGAGGGUUGAGUCCAGAAGAGCUCUGUCAAAGAUCACGGAGGUCCGUUUCCCCGAUGCACGUCUUUUCCCUCUGGACUCGGAACAAGAUGCCACCCUGCUUCUCAGACACCUGGGCAGUCAGAGACAGAGAAAGCUGGGUUUCCGCUCCAGACGCUCCCACCUUUUAGCUCAGCAUGUCACAUUCACACCCAGCAGGCCUGCCGAGGGGACAGGUGGCGGAAACACAGGCCUGGGCACCCUCUGCGUCUCUGGGUACGUGCGUGGUCGUCCUCUACGGGUCGACAGACUGGUGCACAUCAGUGGACACGGAGACUUUCAGCUCAGUCAGAUUGAUGCUCCGUCAGACCCUCUUCCCCUCAAUUUAACAACAGCUAGAGCAGCAAAACCUGGCAAAGGAGGAGACGUAGACAUGCUGGACGGAGGUGAGGAUGAAGCUCCAGUGCGUGUGCUCAUGAAAGCGGACCCGACCUGCAGGGAGAGUCUGCAGGCUGAGGCUGAGGUGGAUCCAAUGGACGGAGAGCAGACGUGGCCGACAGAAACAGAGCUGCUGGAAGCUGAAGAGGCCAGGAAGAACAAACGUGUAAUGAAGGUCCCUAAAGGAACAUCUGACUACCAGGCCACGUGGAUUGUUGACGAAGACGAAGAUGAGGAGGAGAAUGGUGACCUUGAUGAGGAAAGCAGCGACGAUGAUGAUGACGACAUGAUGGAUGAAGCCAUGGAGGGAGAAGAUGAAGAGAUUAACUCUCAGGAGGCUGGUUCAUGCUGUGCCUCAGAUGAGGAAGAAGAUGAAGAAGAUGAAGAACAGGAAGAGGUGUGCUCCACUGAGCGAGCUGGAGCAGACCAGCGCUACGAUGCACACAUGGAUGAAGCUGCAGAGGAAGAAGGCCUGAAACGCUACCGAGAGGCUCGAUCCAAUGAGAUGUUUCCUGAUGAGGUGGACACACCCCUCGACACCGCUGCUAGAAUCAGGUUCCAGCGCUACAGGGGCCUGAAAAGUUUCCGCUCUUCGCCCUGGGACCCCAUGGAGAACUUGCCUCUCAACUAUUCACGCAUCUUCCAGUUUCAGAGCUUUGAACGCACUCGUCGCCGCAUCCUGACUGAGGCUGCAGCUGAGGAGGAGGGAGCCUUGAACGGCUGGUAUGUGACACUGCACAUCAUUGAUGUGCCGUUUUCUGUGAUGGAGAGCGUCCAGUCAGGCAAACCUCUGGUCUUGGUGUCUCUUCUGCCCCAUGAACAGAAGAUGUCAGUGAUGCAUGUUUUGGUGCGAAGACACCCCACCAACACAGAGCCAAUCAAAUCUAAAGAGGAGCUUGUGUUCCACUGUGGAUUUCGGCGGUUCAGAGCCUCUCCCAUCUUCUCUCAGCACACAUCAGCUGACAAGCACAAGAUGGAGCGCUUCCUCAAGCCAGAUGCCCCCACCGUGGUGUCAGUGUACGCUCCCAUCACCUUCUCCCCGGCAGGCGUCCUGCUCUUCAAACAAAGGAACGAUGGCAUCCAGGACCUGGUGGCUACUGGCAGCCUGCUCAGCUGCGACCCUCAGCGCGUGGUGCUGAAGAGGAUCGUACUGAGCGGACACCCGUUUAAAAUUAACAGGCGCUCUGCGGUUGUCCGUUACAUGUUCUUUAACAGGGAUGAUAUCAUGUGGUUUAAGCCAGUGGAGCUGCGAACGAAAUGGGGUCGGAGAGGCCACAUCAAGGAGGCUCUAGGAACACAUGGUCACAUGAAGUGUGUGUUUGAUAACCAGCUGCGCUCUCAAGACACUGUCCUGAUGAACUUGUACAAGAGAGUGUAUCCUCGCUGGACCUACGACCCCCAUGUGCCCUUGCCUUUACCGUGGGUCAAGAGAGAGUACAGUGUGGAAAUGGAUGACUCGGACAUGGAGUAGCGGAAGGACAGCAUGCUGUAGCAAUGCAAGGUGGACACAGGACAUGUAUCACCACAAACACCAUCACCGUGGUCACAUGACACUUUAAAAAACAAAAGUGUAGUGUGUAUUAAAUAAAACUAUUUUUGACCCAAAACA
Stegastes partitus (bicolor damselfish) is the source of this 2668-nucleotide messenger RNA. It is a transcript of the gene tsr1, whose product is annotated as TSR1 ribosome maturation factor. NCBI's taxonomy places the organism in Eukaryota, Metazoa, Chordata, Actinopteri, Pomacentridae. Bases 20 to 2530 code for a protein of 836 amino acids. Gene Ontology annotation, biological process: maturation of SSU-rRNA from tricistronic rRNA transcript (SSU-rRNA, 5.8S rRNA, LSU-rRNA); ribosome biogenesis; endonucleolytic cleavage of tricistronic rRNA transcript (SSU-rRNA, 5.8S rRNA, LSU-rRNA). The transcript has 15 exons. Gene Ontology annotation, molecular function: GTP binding; GTPase activity; U3 snoRNA binding. The record is from RefSeq and is a predicted model, not a curated record. Gene Ontology annotation, cellular component: nucleus; preribosome, small subunit precursor.